Exophiala viscosa is the source of this 677-nucleotide messenger RNA. RefSeq names its product Rdx family-domain-containing protein. The record is from RefSeq and is a predicted model, not a curated record. Bases 123 to 617 code for a protein of 164 amino acids. NCBI's taxonomy places the organism in Eukaryota, Fungi, Ascomycota, Eurotiomycetes, Chaetothyriales, Herpotrichiellaceae. The transcript has 3 exons.
GCAAAACUAAUUUGGGCCGCCAUCCGUCGCAAACGGACUUGCAGACGCUACCCUGACGUCCUCAUCGCGACCAUAAGCAACCCGAUUCAGACAUACAGACCCCUCUAUCCACACAUACCACGAUGACUACUCACGCAACAUCCACAGUACGCGUUCCGCGCAUAGCAAUUGAGUUCUGCACGCAAUGUAAAUGGAACUUGAGAGCAGCUUACUUUGCCCAAGAACUUCUCCAAACGUUCGGUACCAGCAUUGGGGAGAUUGCUCUCAUACCUGUAACGGGCGGGAUCUUUACAGUCACUAUGACACAUGCUGCAGCUCCCACAGCACCAGAUUCAGAAUCACCCAGUUCAGUGACAGACACAGUGCUCUGGGACCGCAAAACCGAAAACGGAUUUCCCGAGACCAAAGAACUGAAGAAUCGUGUCCGAAAUAUCAUUGAGCCUGAUCGCGAUCUGGGCCAUAUCGAUCGGAGACUGAAGAAGGAUAAGGAGGCCCAGGCAGGAAGUGGCGCGGGCGAUCCAAGCGUGGCAAAGAUGCACGGUGACAGCAACGGUCAGCAAAUUGCCGUUGGUGAAGGCAAGGCCAGCGAGCAGAAAGAGUGUGAGGAUUGUAAGUGAUCGUGCUUGGGUAAAAUACGCCACGGAUCAUCUCGCUGGUACUGAUACAUACCGAGCGCC